AUGAUGGCGUGUGAUAUUCAUCUGAAUUAUGCUGAACAACUUCUUUGUCAAAGUGGUCUUCCAUGUUUAAUUGAACUUGUCAUUCGUAAUAAUGCACCAUGGGCAAUAAUUGAUCCAAAUCAACAACAAGUUAGAGAGGAAUGUUCAAAAGUUGAAAUACGUCAAGUUGUUGUACCAUGGACUGAACUAACAACUUUGGUUACUGUAUUUACCAUAAUUGUUAGUGUAAGUCAAUGUCUAUUUUUAGCUGUAGACAUUAUUCUUACACUCAUUCAUAGUCCCAAUCUAACAGAUUUUGUUCAAUGGAUCAUUGGGUUACAUUUUGAAAAUGUUUUCAUGCCUCAUUCGAAAGAAUUACAUCCAUUAUUAGCUCUUCAUCUUCUUUCAUCAACAAUCGAAGCUGAUAAAAAGCAAACUGUUGUUGUUGAAAGAACUUUUGCUGGUAAAAGUUCAUUCAUUGAAUAUAUUAACAUAGAAAUUGUUGAAUUAGAUUAUGUUCAACAUUGUAUUUCAAUUAUUCCAUAA
This is a messenger RNA of Rotaria sp. Silwood2, 525 nucleotides long. Lineage: Eukaryota; Metazoa; Rotifera; Eurotatoria; Philodinida; Philodinidae. The record is from the annotation of a GenBank genome assembly.